UUCUUUCUUUCUUUCUUUCUUUUCUACUCCUGAGCUCAUUCUUCAUUAUUUCCUGCUGAGAGAUUGGCUGACUGGACUACUAUCUCCAGUCUCUGAUCUCAGCAGAGGCUGUAUUCUGCACUCUUGGUUUCAAUUUCUAUACCAUGACCUGAACACUCGUCAUCGUUCCGUCCACGGUUUAUCAUUGUCCCUCGAACGAUGAUCGGUGCUACCAAGCGCUGGUUCCGGCGCAAUCGCAAGGGCCUUGCUGUCGGCUUCGGUGUCAUCGGAGCUGGCUAUCUGGCCGGACAGUAUGUGCUGUCCAAGAUUGCAGAGGCGCGAGAGCGCAUGAGCAGCGAUCGAAUCGCCAAGGAGAAUCUUCGACGACGAUUCGAACAGAAUCAAACAGACUGUACUUUUACAGUGCUGGCUCUGCUUCCUACGGCGACGGAGAAUAUCCUCGAAGCGCUGCCCGUCGAGGAGCUCACGCAGGAGUUGCAGCGGAAGCGGGCGGAGAGACUGUCCCGUAUGAGUGGGGAUGCAACAGGGUCGGAAUUCAGUUCAGCACCGCCCAGCACUACGGAAGAUGAUGGUCGGAGCUUGUCGAGCUUUCAGAGCGAGAGCUUUCUCCAUACCAGUCAGAUAGACCCGGAUGGACAGCGGCCGAAGCGGAGUAAGACGCAGCUCUGGAAUGAGGUCAAGAUUAGCUCAUUGACACGUGCUUUUACGCUCAUCUACACCUUGUCUCUACUUACCCUUCUCACUCGCAUCCAGCUCAACCUUCUCGGUCGUCGGAACUACCUCUCCAGCGUGGUCUCACUAGCGACGCCACCUGCGAAUGCGGAGACCAUCAGUCUGGAAGACCAUGACGACGGGGUUGGACAGAUGUUUGGCAAUGAUUACGAGACCAACCGGCGGUAUCUCACCUUCAGUUGGUGGCUGCUCCAUCGGGGAUGGAAGGACCUGAUGGAAAAGGUCCAGGCGGCUGUCAAGGAGACCUUCGGCCCGGUGAACCCGAGGGAGGAUAUCACCAUAGGCAAAUUGUCCGAAUUGACGCUCCAGGUUCGGAAGAAGAUCGAAGGGGCCACGGAAGAAGAGAGAAGGUCCAAGAACUGGUUGCCAUACCUGCUGCCGCCUCGGGAGGAGGAAGAUACUGUCCUUCAGGAAUCCGGGGUCAUCACCUCGGCUCCUUCGUCUCCUCAGACGACCGCCACACUGCGACAUCUCCUGGAUGAGACCUCCGAUCUGAUCGAAUCGCCUUCUUUCACGCACAUCCUGACAUUGCUGAACAACGAGGGCUUCUCGACUCUGGUUGACCAGAACUGUGCCUCCCAGGCUUUCAAGGCCUCUCCUUCCACCCCCGGCUCCCCGAAGCCUGCUGUACAGAACUUUUCCUCUAGUGUCACCAUUAUCCCGGCAUCGAGCCCAUCAGCGCCGAAAGUGAAGCUGGCCACUGUACUUGCAGUGAUGACGCGACAGGCGCAUGUUAUUGGAAACGGAACUCACCCGCCCAAUGAGUACCUGGUGGCCAUGGAGCAGGGCGUCCGCGAGCUCGAAGCCUUUGCGGCAGUCGUGUAUAGUUCGAACUUUGAUCUUCAGAUGCCCGAAUCGGGGCCGACCUCGUCUUCUGCUCCGCUCGGCGUCCAGAACGAAGACAGAAGGGCCAGUGAGCUUGGCGUUUCGAGUCUCGUUGACCUGAGCCAGGUUGUCGCAUCAGAAGCUGCCUCAAGGUCCGAGCAGGAAACCCAGGGCCCGUCAUCCGCGAUGCCUAGCGGAACGGUCGUAGACCCGGCAUUCGAGAAGGUGUGGGGGAAGGCCGUGGAAGAAACCCCGAGCACGGCGGCUCAUGAACCGGCCGUUGCUCCGUAGACAUGAUCAUACGAUAUCUAUGCGCGUCGAUUUAUCUCCCAUCUCUCAGACAUGUUUAUUAUUAUGUAUCUGCCUUUUCCAGGCUUCACGGUUGUGUUAUAUUACUGUCAUUGCAUGUGUAAGGUCGUAUCAGACAUGAGGGCGAAUGGAGUGCGCCUCAAAACUCCAUACCCUAGAGAAGGCGACUUAUUAACAUUAAACGAUGCGGAACUGGUGAAAUACGAGUAGAACCACGAAAUCAUACAUAUACACUCACAGUGAGACAUGAGAUAAACAA
Paecilomyces variotii is the source of this 2125-nucleotide messenger RNA. RefSeq names its product peroxisomal matrix protein importer Pex3-penicillium chrysogenum. The record is from RefSeq and is a predicted model, not a curated record. Lineage: Eukaryota; Fungi; Ascomycota; Eurotiomycetes; Eurotiales; Thermoascaceae. Gene Ontology annotation, molecular function: protein-macromolecule adaptor activity. Gene Ontology annotation, biological process: protein import into peroxisome membrane. Bases 199 to 1848 code for a protein of 549 amino acids. The transcript is spliced from 4 exons. Gene Ontology annotation, cellular component: peroxisomal membrane.